UAGCAGCAAACGCUAUGCAAUGGUGAAGAGAUUAAGCGCCAUGCUAUCGAACGAAUUCGAUUCCGCGCGAAGCUAAUGCGACAGUCUCUCAACCAACCUGCCCCAUACGCCAAGCAAAAACGACCAGAUUGCAUAGCCGAUUCGCUCCUGGGAAAUGAUACUUCGUUGACGUGGAAGGCGGUUAGACGGUAAGAGAAAACUGUGCCAUCGCCUAUACUGUGGGUGCAUUUCGGUGCCGUGAAAUGAACGGAGGCUACUCCAAAAUUCUGUACCGCAUUGCGGCGCCGAACGAGUGCGAUCGCAUCCGGCAGGCACUGCUGGCGUUCUACUUCCCGGAGGAGCUGGUCACGCGAUCGUACCUCGACGAGAGUCAACCCCAGAUCGGCCCCACGGAAGAGCACAUCCAGUAUGCACUGUCCUUCGUGCACCAGGGCAUGGCAGCGGUAGCGAUCGAGCAAGACCAUGGCACGAUCGUUGGCGUUACGAUCGCACGGUGUGUGAAACCGGGCACGGCUGACGAGCUGCUGGCAAUGGUACCGGUGGCCGGAUCGCGACGCUGGGCCGAAACGUUGCGACUGUUUGCCCAUCUCGAGCACACUGGGGACGUUUGUGGACGGUUCCGUUCGCGCCGCUCGUACCACGUGUUCGUGCUGGCGGUGGAGCCUCACUUUAGACGCCGCGCAAUUGGACAGAAGCUGAUGGACUUUCAGUUGGCAAGGGGGAAGUCGCUUCGCUUUCGGGUGGUAAGUGCGGACGUUACGUGUGAGGUGGCCGCACGGAUAUGCGAGCGGAUGGAUAUGCGGUGUGUGUGUGCGAUGUCGCUGAACCAGUACCGGAACCAGUCCGGCGAGCAUCCGUUUGUGGUAACGGGGCCGAAUCACAUCGUAAGCACGUACGCGCGGUACGUUUAAGGUGGAAUUUCCAAGAACUAGUGC
This is a messenger RNA of Anopheles coluzzii, 935 nucleotides long. RefSeq names its product arylalkylamine N-acetyltransferase-like 2 (gene AANATL2). The record is from RefSeq and is a predicted model, not a curated record. Gene Ontology annotation, molecular function: N-acetyltransferase activity. Bases 243 to 911 code for a protein of 222 amino acids. The transcript has a single exon. Lineage: Eukaryota; Metazoa; Arthropoda; Insecta; Diptera; Culicidae.